UUGCCUGCGUUAUAAAUAUUACCUCUCAACAUUUGCUAGAAGCUAUAAAGGUGGCUAAAUAUAUAAUCCUAACAGCACCCACAAAGAGCUCUUUGCCAUGUCAGACUACCUUUGGUUUGAAGGGAUACCUUUCCCUGUUAUAGAGUAUGAAAAAAAAAUAAUUGAAGAAUCUCGUGAUAAGUUUGUCAUCAGAGAUGAAGACACAGUCAUAGUGACUUACCCUAAAUCAGGAACUAACUGGAUGAAGGAGAUUGUCUGCUUGAUUCAGACCAAGGGGGAUCCCAGUUGGAUCCAAUCUGUGCCUAUCUGGGACCGCUCACCCUGGAUAGAGAGUCAAAGAGGAUAUCAACUAUUAAUCAAUAAGGAAGGACCACGCCUCAUCACCUCCCACCUUCCCUUCCAUUUUUUCCCCAAGUCUUUCUUCAGUUCCAAGGCCAAGAUAAUCUAUGUCAUCAGAAAUCCCAGAGAUGUUCUUGUGUCUGGUUAUUUUUACUGGAGUAAGACAAAAUUUGUUAAGAAUCCAUACUCGCUGACAACUUAUUUUGAAUGGUUCCUCAAAGGAAAUGUGCCAUUUGGAUCAUGGUUUGAGCACACCUGUGCCUGGCUGUCCAUGAGAGAAACAGGCAACUUCUUGCUACUGAGCUAUGAAGACAUGAAAAAGGACACAAAGAGCACCAUAAAGAAGAUUUGUGACUUCCUAGGAAAAAAAUUAGAGCCAGAUGAGCUGGAUAUGGUCCUCAAGUACAGCUCCUUUCAAGCCAUGAAAGAAAAUAACAUGUCCAAUUAUAGUCUGGUUUGUGAAGAUCUCUUUAAUAAUGGUUUUGCUCUCUUGAGAAAAGGUCUCCUCCACUCUAGAUUGUAAGGAUAAGGUCCUCAAAUAUAAAAAUAUCGCAUGACUGGGGACUGGAAGAAUCACUUUACAGUAGCCCAAGCUGAAGCCUUUGAUAAAGUAUUCCAGGAGAAAAUGGCCGGUUUCCCUCCAGGGCUGUUUCCAUGGGAAUAAAUUCUUAAAACUUAAAAAAUA
Messenger RNA from Peromyscus maniculatus bairdii (prairie deer mouse), 1024 nucleotides. Its product is annotated as sulfotransferase 2A2-like. NCBI's taxonomy places the organism in Eukaryota, Metazoa, Chordata, Mammalia, Rodentia, Cricetidae. Gene Ontology annotation, molecular function: sulfotransferase activity. The record is from RefSeq and is a predicted model, not a curated record.